AUGCUGAUGGCAAGAUCAACAUAUGAAGGCAUGAAACUAGCUAACGAACGAAAACGUCCAUUUGUCCUUACUCGAGCUGGGUUUGUGGGUAGCCAAAGGUAUGCUGCUAUGUGGACAAGAGAUAACGUGUCUAAUUGGCCGCAUCUUCAUAUGAGUAUCCCGAUGGUUCUUAAUCUGGGGCUUAGUGGACAGCCAAAUUCAGGGCCAGAUAUUGGUGGAUUUGUUGGAGACGCAACACCAAAGCUGUUUGGAAGGUGGAUGGGUGUGGGCGCUAUGUUUCCUUUCUGUCGUGGGCAUUCUACUAAACGUAGCGUUGAUCAUGAGCCAUGGUCUUUCGGAGAAGAGGUUGGUCCUUCAUUCACAAAUAAGUGA
Messenger RNA from Fraxinus pennsylvanica, 372 nucleotides. The record is from the annotation of a GenBank genome assembly. NCBI's taxonomy places the organism in Eukaryota, Viridiplantae, Streptophyta, Magnoliopsida, Lamiales, Oleaceae.